UGCGCUCCGGUGCGUCAAAAGUGAGCACGUUUCCUGUUCUGGAAGGGAUGCGCGGGUAGCUGAGUGGAGGUGAGAUUUGCCGACUGAGAAGCGCAAGCAGUGAGGCACGCAUAGGCCCCUUUAGCCUUCGGAGAUGUCCUCCAGCCUUUCCAACUACGCCUUGAGGAUGGCCCGCCUGAGCGCACGGAUAUUCGGAGAAGUCGCUCGGCCGACCGACACAAAGUCCAUGAAGGUCGUGCAGCUGCUCAGCGACUUGCCCAUGGCCAAGCGGAAAGAGGUCUACGACUGGUAUCCUCCCCACCGUACCUACGCCAACCUGAUGAGGAAACUACGCUUCUACGGCCUCUACAGAGAUGAGCAUGAGGAUUUCUCGGAAGAGAUGAAAAGACUGCGGAAGCUACGUGGGAAAGGACCACCGAAGAAAGGAGAAGGAAAGAGAGCGAUGAAGAGAAAAUAGCACCAUCCCUGUAUUUAAUAAAAUGUUUUU
Molecule: messenger RNA, 487 nt
Organism: Gekko japonicus
Lineage: Eukaryota; Metazoa; Chordata; Lepidosauria; Squamata; Gekkonidae
Gene: MRPS33
Product: mitochondrial ribosomal protein S33
Exons: 3
Coding region: 134-457 (107 amino acids)
Cellular component (GO): mitochondrion
Source: RefSeq, a predicted model, not a curated record